Molecule: messenger RNA, 1294 nt
Organism: Poecilia reticulata (guppy)
Lineage: Eukaryota; Metazoa; Chordata; Actinopteri; Cyprinodontiformes; Poeciliidae
Gene: hoxb6b
Product: homeobox B6b
Biological process (GO): regulation of transcription by RNA polymerase II; anterior/posterior pattern specification
Cellular component (GO): nucleus
Molecular function (GO): RNA polymerase II cis-regulatory region sequence-specific DNA binding; DNA-binding transcription factor activity, RNA polymerase II-specific
Source: RefSeq, a predicted model, not a curated record
UAAAACAAACAUGGCGAAGGGAAACCUCGUCCAAAAGCACAAAAAAACCUCUGCGGUUUAUGAAAAUUUACAACUUUCCCGUGGAAGUUUACGACUCGUCCGGCUCUGGGAUUGGUCCGUGGCGGUCAUGUGGCCAGCAGGAAUGGGAACUUAUUCCCCAUGAGGUUAUAAUGCAGCUGCUGUUUUUUGCACCGCUCAUUCACCUAUAACAGUUUGUUUCACAGUCCCAACCUUUUUUUAUUUCUAAAAUGUUUGUUUUCCCCGAGUUCGUCCGUGAGCUGAAACACGCUUGUAGGUGAAGCUGUUAUUAUGGUUCGGUGUGUGAUUAUUUUUUUUUUUUUUUUUUUUUUUGGAGGGAUGAUGGCGCCUCUUGCGCGACUCACCGUGCGCCAUGUUCAUCUAGCUGCACCUCUGUGGCUUUUGGAAAUGAGGGAUCAGCACACUCCUGGAUGGAGGGAUUACUUUCAAGUUGUCACUUAGGCAAAGUGGAGAUUUCGUUUUUUGUUUUUCGUGCGUGUGUGUGUGGGGGAAGCGACAAGGAGCUCCAGCGGAGUGGCAGCCACGCUGGUGAUGAUGGAUUAUCAACAAAGGACUCUCUCCUGGGUCAGAUACCGCUCUACUCCUCGGGAUACACGGACCCGUUGAGGCACUACUCCAACGCGGCCACGUAUGGCGCGGCCAACAUGCAGGAGAAGGUCUACCCGGCUUCCUACUACCAGCAGUCGGGCGCGGCGGCGGCGGCGGCCAUCUACGGCCGCGCUGCCGCCGGCGGCGGAGCGCCGUGCGACUACAACCCGGUGGGCACGUUCUACAAAGACGCGGAGGGCUCGUGCGCCUUCUCGAGCGGCCGCGAGGACCAGCCGCUGUUCGUCACUCAGGAGCACCAGCAGCGCAAGGCGGAGUGCGCGGAGCAAGCUGUCAGCAUGAGCGGCAGCAUCGACGACAAGUCCUCCACUCUCAUCUACCCCUGGAUGCAGAGGAUGAACGCCUGCUCCGCCGGCCCAUUUGGCAGCAGCGGCCGCAGGGGCCGGCAGACCUACACCCGCUACCAGACCCUGGAGCUGGAGAAGGAGUUCCACUUCAACCGCUACCUGACCCGCAGGCGCCGGAUAGAAAUCUCCCACGCCCUGUGCCUGACGGAGAGACAGAUCAAAAUCUGGUUCCAGAACCGCAGGAUGAAGUGGAAAAAGGAGAACAAACUCCUGAAUCCCUCAAAGACAGCCGAGGAGGAGGAGCAGGAGCAGGCGGAGAAGAAGAGCUAAACUACAAAGGGGACUCUGAGAUAAAAAAAAAA